AUACAAUUCGCAAAACCUCGCAACUUCGCACUCCGCUGCGAACGGCGCACCGCGUAUCACACAGUUCAAACGACCGCGGGAAGAACACAAAAUGAACUGACUGUAUAGUGACACAUUUGAAAUCGUAACAAACUCUUGUGAUAUAUAAAAAAACUGGUUUUAAAGUAAACUGAAUUAAAAUGGCUGUCAUAGUUUUAAAGUUUUUGGAUUUAGUUCCUGUGCGGUUCAACCUGUGGGUGAUGUUACUUACGAGCUGUUGGGUUGUUUAUAUGCUACGAGUCAACAUGAGUCUUAAUUUAAUUGCUAUGGUGCCACAGACGCGUAAUAAUUCAUCAUCCCAAUCUACGUGCGGUAGUACCCCAGAAAGUAACGAGGUACAGAAUUACACUGCAUCUCCUUCAAACGGCACAAAUGUAACCGAGGCACCCAGACAGGUGCCUGGUGGUGCAUCGUUCGAUUGGUCAUCUGAACAACAAGCGCUGAUCCUUGGCGCAUAUUUUUGGUGCUACCCCGUGACUUCGUUAGUGGGAGGCAUGGCAGCCGAGCGCUGGGGACCGCGCUACGUGGUACUUAUCACGUCAUUCGCCAGCGCUGUUCUUACCAUGCUGAGCCCCCCAGCUGCUAAACUGCACUACAUAGCUCUCGUCGUAACACGAUUUUUACUUGGAUUUGCUGGGGGAUUCAUAUAUCCGUCUCUUCAUGUGUUAGUAGCGCGAUGGGCUCCACCCGCUGAGAAGGGCAAAUUUGUGAGCGCGAUGAUGGGAGGAACUUUGGGUACAGUAGUAACGUGGUCUCUUACAGGACCACUUAUGGACAAGUUUGGGUGGGCCUCAGCAUUUCACGUGCCUGGAGUACUGACUUUAAUCUGGUGUGGUUUCUGGUGGUAUCUUGUUGCUGAUACGCCAGAAGAUCAUCCAAGAAUCACAGAGGCGGAAAAAAAGUACAUCUUAGAGGCGCUUGGAGAUAACGUGAAAAAAUCAAAGGGACUUCCACCGUUUAAAGAGAUUGUGACGUCUAUUCCUUUUUUGGCAAUGGUGGUCCUUCACUACGGGAAUCUCUGGGGACUGUAUUUCAUUAUGACAGUUGGUCCCAAAUUCGUGUCCAGCGUAUUGGGCUUUGAACUCUCUGCUGCUGGUGUAAUAUCAGCACUUCCUUAUUUAGCAAGAAUGUUCCUAGCUACUGUAUUUGGUUUUAUAGGAGAUUGCAUAUUAUCCAGAAAGUUGAUGACGACUACCACCAUAAGGAAAUUUUUCUCUUUAUUCUCACAUAUAAUUCCUGGAGUUUUACUAGUUAUGCUGGUAUAUACUGGCUGUUCUACAGGUCUGUCAGUAUCACUGAUCACUCUGUCCAUGGGAUUUAACGGAGCUGCUACCUUAACAAACCUGCAAAACCACCAAGACUUGGCUCCAAAUUAUGCUGGCACGUUGUAUGGCAUCGCCAACUUCGUAGGAAGCACAGCUGGUUUCUUUACGCCAAUGAUUACAGCGUACUUCACUAAAAACGGGAAUAGUUUCGAGCAAUGGCGCCCAGUUUUCUUCGUUGGAGCAUCUGUGUACAUAGUUUCGGCGAUCUUCUUUAUUCUCUUCGGAACUGCUAAUAUACAGCUCUGGAAUUUCCCAAAAGGCGACAAGGCUGACAGUAAAGACUUACAUAGAAAUGGUGAUCUCAAAGAUAUAAGUAACGCGACAAUUAAAAAUGGUGACACCAAGGAGAUUAAAGAGACACCUUUAUCAGUCACUGCCUAGUUUUUAAUGAAGAAUUAGAUUUUACGCUUUUAACAUUUGAACGUUGUGGGCAAAGCUAACGAAGCAUUGAAUAUUACGUACCUAAGAGGAUGUGAAAAUUUAAGUCUUAAUGUAUUGUAAGAAUUGCAAUAUAAUUUGCAUGACUUUGUUUUCACUUGUGAUGAAACAAUUAAAUUAUGUUAAAUAAUUAUAGAUUAGGAAACCAAAUAUUAUUACACGUACUUCAAAAAUUGACUUAUAUGACUAUAGUGACCUUUACAAUCAAUAAUAGCAAAUAAUGGUGCAUUUAAAUAAUUAUUUUAAUUAAGGUUUAAUUUGUAAAACAGUACGGUCUACUAGAAUUUUUUGACAAUAAUUGAAAAAAUAACGAAAAGUAGCUAUUGCAAUUCAUAUGGCAAUGUCAAUUUGAUAUCUCCGAUUUGACCGGUUAAUACGAUUGAAUAUUUUUGAUACUUAUGAUUUUGAUUAUAUACAAUCCAAGCUACAACAGUUAGGUACAAUGUAAGAAACCUACUGAUCUCAUAAGAAGCAAUAUGCAAAUUCAAGAGUAAUUAGAAAUUACUUACAAUAAACUUAAAUCAAUCAAUAAAA
Molecule: messenger RNA, 2336 nt
Organism: Hyposmocoma kahamanoa
Lineage: Eukaryota; Metazoa; Arthropoda; Insecta; Lepidoptera; Cosmopterigidae
Exons: 7
Coding region: 180-1745 (521 amino acids)
Biological process (GO): monoatomic anion transport; transmembrane transport
Cellular component (GO): plasma membrane
Molecular function (GO): transmembrane transporter activity
Source: RefSeq, a predicted model, not a curated record